This is a messenger RNA of Vigna angularis (adzuki bean), 1173 nucleotides long. RefSeq lists its product as uncharacterized. The transcript has 2 exons. The record is from RefSeq and is a predicted model, not a curated record. The coding region runs from base 1 to 1173 and encodes 390 amino acids. NCBI's taxonomy places the organism in Eukaryota, Viridiplantae, Streptophyta, Magnoliopsida, Fabales, Fabaceae.
AUGGUGACCACAAGAAAUAUGGAGGAGCAGAGCACCAGAGAUUUAAUAAGAGAGUUGCAAGCCCAGAUUGAGGCACAGGCGCAGACUAUACAAGCGCAGGCGCAUGCGCAGCAAGAGAUGCGGCGGAGGCAUGAGGAGGAGAUGAGGGCGCUAAGGGCCGAACGGGAACCUCCCGAGCGGUCCGCCUCGAAUCGAGAAAAUGCUAAUGAGGCAAGCCAUAAUCACGCCAACCCGAAGGGUCGGGCUAGAAGGGAACCAACACCCCUGCAGACCGCUCGGCCUACCAGUUUAUUGCCCUUCACGACGACCAUCAUGCAAACCCCAAUGCCAGAAAAGACUCCUCCCGUAUUGGAUAAGUAUGAUGGUUCGGCUGAUCCGGAUAAUCACUUAAGGACGUUCGGUAAUGCAAUGGCAUUCUAUACAGACAGCGACCUGAUCAUGUGCAGAGCCUUCUCGUUGUCACUUAAGGAAGAGGCAUUGGAAUGGUAUAACACUCUUCCUCCCAACACAGUGGAUUGCUUCGCUACUGUGGAAAACCUCUUUAGGAGACAAUACGCAUCCAAUCGGAAGCAGGAGGUAACACCGACGGAUUUGGUAAAUACUAAGCAGGAGAAAGGAGAAACGUUGAAGGCUUUUAUGAAGAGGUAUACUGAAACCGCACGACGGGUUAGAGAGAUAGAUCAAUCUUUUAUUAUCAAUAAUUUGCCUUCGUGUAUGAGACCAGGAUAUUUUGCGGAAAAAUUGUAUGCACGACCGCCAAAAACUAUGGAGGAGCUCCAAGAGCGAGCAGCUGAGUUCAUCCGUAUGGAGGAAAUGCGAUUGUCGCAAAGGAAACGACAGGAAAAAGUUCUCGAAGAAGCCCUUAGCGCGGAACUUCUCACACCCCAAAGGAAACCAUCCCCAAGAAACGCAGAUGAAAGGAAGAGUUGCCGGUACCAUCAAAACUAUGGACAUACUACAGAAGACUGCAUCACGUUAAAAAAUGAAAUAGAAAAUCUUAUCCGGGCGGGACAUCUCCGUAGGUUUAUAAAGGAAGCAAGAUACGGCCUCCCUAAGGAAGGAUAUUCAAGAAGAAGCCCCGAGCGGGCAAUUAGGAAAGACGAGCGAGGGCGGGGCUAUAGUCGCAGUCCCAGUCGUCAUCGGGAACGUUCGGUUCAUGGAUUUAUCAACUAA